Molecule: messenger RNA, 1671 nt
Organism: Cornus florida
Lineage: Eukaryota; Viridiplantae; Streptophyta; Magnoliopsida; Cornales; Cornaceae
Exons: 5
Coding region: 1-1671 (556 amino acids)
Source: RefSeq, a predicted model, not a curated record
AUGUAUGAUGUAAGAAUUGCAUUCAAUGUUGUUAAGUAUGAUAGUUUUGCCGAGGUUGUUGAAGCAUUUGGACAAUAUGAUCCUGGCAUGAAACCACCUAGUUAUCAUGAGGUGAGAGUUUUUUUGCUUAGGAAGGAAUUGGAUAGCACCAACGCUUCGAUGAAUGACCAUAGAGAAGAGUGGUCAAAAUUUGGAUGCUCAUUAAUGGCAGAUGGGUGGACAGACAAAAGAGGGAGAACAUUGCUUAAUUUCCUAGUAAAUAGUCUAAGGGGAACCAUGUUUAUUGAAUCGAUAGAUACUUCUUCUUUUUCAAAGGAUGGUGAAAAGAUAUUUAACUUACUUAAUAAAUUUGUGAACCGCAUUGGAGUAGCAAAUGUUGUCCAAGUCGUCACAAAUAGUGAAUCAAGCAAUAAAUAUGCCGGGAGGAUGUUAGAGAAAGAACACACACAUUUGUAUUGGACACCAUGUGCUACUCAUUGCUUAAACUUGAUGUUGGAAGAUAUUGGAAAAAUACCGUCCAUCUCUAGAACAAUGAAGGGGGCAAUGGAGUUGAAUAGUUAUAUUUAUAUGCGUCCAAAGUUGUUGAAUAUUAUAAGGCACUUUACUCAUAAAAAGGAGUUGCUGAGGUCCGCUAAGACUCAAUUUGUUACUUGUUUCAUCACAUUAUCAAGUAUUCACGAGCAAAAGAAUAACUUGAGAAAGAUGUUUACUUCGGAAGAAUGGAGUCGUAAUAAAUGGGCGAAAGAGCAAGCCGGUAAAAGAGUUACUUCUUAUGUUUUGAUGUCUGCCUUUUGGAACACCAUUGUCUUUAGCCUUAAGGUUUCCAGUCCUCUUAUUCUAGUUUUGAGAUUAGUUGAUGGCGAGAGAAAGCCUCCCAUGGGAUACAUCUAUGCGGCUAUGGAUACGGCUAAAAAAGCCAUUGCAAAAUCAUUUGGGGAAGUAAAAGAUAAAUACAAGGAAAUUUUUGAAAUAACUGAUAAGAGGUGGAAUGUUCAACUUCAUCGGCCUUUGCACACAGCAGGUUAUUAUUUGAACCCAGAGUUCUUUUAUUCAAAUUCGAAAAUUGAAGAAGAUGAAGACAUUGCAAAGGGUUUGUAUGAAUGCAUUGCAAGGUUAGUUUUUGACGUCAAAGAACAAGACAAAAUUACCGAGGAGCUGUCCUUAUAUUCUAAAGCUGAGGGCCUCUUUGGUAAUGCCUUUGCUAUUAGACAGAGACGUGUACGGGGACCAGCUAAUUGGUGGGAAGCUUAUGGCAAGUCAACAAAACAUCUCCAAAAGUUUGCUAUAAAGCUUCAUAACAAGAAAAGAAAUAGGCUCGUUCAAACAACUUUGAAUGAUUUAGUGUUCAUCAAAUAUAAUAGGGCAUUGAGGCGUCGAUAUAAUAUGCGUGACACUCUUGAUCCCAUUUUACUCGAUGACAUUAAUGAGAGCAACGAGUGGUUGACGGGGAGGAUAAAUGAUGAUUCUGAUACAGAAGAUGAUCUAGUCUUUGAAGAUGAUUCCUUGACAUGGGGUUAUGUUGCUAGUGUUGCUGUUCGACUUGUGGAUGAGGAUGAGGAAGAGGAAGAUGAAGAGGCAGAUUCAGAUGAGAUGGAAGAGGAUCCUGAGAAUUAUGAAUCAUUUAGUGACGAUCAAGAUGAUAUUAUACUUAUUGAUGACAAGGAUAUUUAG